Molecule: messenger RNA, 834 nt
Organism: Peronospora farinosa
Lineage: Eukaryota; Oomycota; Peronosporomycetes; Peronosporales; Peronosporaceae
Source: the annotation of a GenBank genome assembly
AUGGGCAUGAAUUUCUGGCAUUCUACGCAUUAUUUGUACUGGAUGAAGGACGUGACCAAGGCUGAUUUGCGCAAGAGGAAUCCACUGGAUCGUAAACAUUUGACGGACGAUGAGAUUGACAGCAUCCAUCUAGCCAAUAUUUCAUUGCUCGAGGAGAUUGGACCCCGGUUGAGGGUUCGCCAGAUCAUUAUUUAUACGGCAAUCAUCUUCUACCGUCGUUUCUACCAGACCCAGAGCUUUGUAAACUUUGAUCCACAUUUGAUCGUUGGAACGGUAUUUUUUCUCGCUUCGAAGGUAGAGGAGAGUCAGCUGUCCCUGACAACAGUCGCGUCUGUUCUCCAUCAUUAUACCACGACUGGUGUCGAUGAAGACGAGUCCAUGUACACGUUUCAAGACAAGGAUAUUCUUGAAUGCGAAUUUUACGUGAUUGAGGCCCUGCAGUUCGAUUUGAUCUUGCAUCACCCGUUUCCAUCUCUUCUCCAGCUCCUAGAUGAAUUUGAAAUUCACGAAGAGUGUCUUCAGCUUGCAUGGCAAUUAGUGCAAUAUUCUUACCGGACGGACAUCAUUCUGCUCUAUCCGCCAUUCAUGGUGGCUUACGCGGCCACCUACAUUUCUUGUCGGGAUGCGGGCUACGACACCGAACAGGUGUUUGCCUCCGUAAACCUUAAAAAGGAGUUGCUACUAAAAAUCGUCGGAGAAUUUCAAGAGGCUGUAGAGGAAGAGAAGAAGCUGUAUAUGGUACAGGCGGCAGCUAUCGAGCGAUUGGAGGAGAUCAUCCCAGACGCAACUGCUGCUGAGACCGAGGCCAUACCUAGUGUGUCGGCGGAGAAAUGA